AUGCCCAGUCUCUCUGACCACACGCACCCUGCUCUUCUCUCCCUGGGAAGGGCCCCGGUCCUUCGCCCUCAAGCGCCAUGCCCCGCCUUAAGACUCCUUCAUGACUUUCAUGACCACUCCACCUAUCUGAUCUCGCUCGCGAGGUCUAACACCCCUGCCACAGAAUCGGACAAUGAGCCAAGUAGCAGCAAGCACAGGAGAGAUACAUCCGACAGCCUCGUCGACCUAUGGAGUGAAUUUCAGGCGCACAAGGCGAGCGUGGAGCAGGAGUUCCAACAGCACAUGCAGGUGCUGACCUCUUUGAUAGACCGCUUCAAGGUUAUGCUGGAGCGAAUGGAGGCCACCUCAGGCGCUGUGGACCAACACAUCGAUGAGCGAGUGGAUGAGCACCUGCAGAUCGUCAUCGAGAAGGCAGUGGCGGUGCGUCAUGCUGCCAUCAUUGAGGAUUUCCAAAGCGGCCCGAUGGAGAGGGUGGAGAAGGCAAUUGCCAACUUGACCUUUUUGCCACAACUGAUGACGGCACAUAACACCGCCCAGGUGACCGCCAAGGUGAAGAAGUUCCAGGAUGGACUGACUAAGAGGGUGGACGAUGCACUGGCAAACUCAGCCUUUUUGCCAGGGCUGAAGGCGAAGAUCAACCAGCUGGAGCAAGAUUCCAUGAACAGACUGAGCGGCGAUGAGUGGAACUGGAUGCAGGGAGAGUUGACGGCCCUGCACAACUCGAUGGAGUUCCAGGCGAAGCAGUCUGCAAAGAUGGACGAGCAGGUGAGGCAGGUGAUGAAGGACCUGAAUGAGUUGGAGGUGAGGCUCAACAAGGAGAUGGCGACCGCCAAGAAAGAGACCAAGCUGGUGUCCAAGUCGCUGGAUGCCUUCAGAGACAAAGUCGAUUCUGCCAGCAUGCCUUCACCAUCAUCAGCAACUUAG
This is a messenger RNA of Sparassis crispa, 924 nucleotides long. RefSeq lists its product as hypothetical. NCBI's taxonomy places the organism in Eukaryota, Fungi, Basidiomycota, Agaricomycetes, Polyporales, Sparassidaceae. The record is from RefSeq and is a predicted model, not a curated record. The transcript is spliced from 2 exons. The coding region runs from base 1 to 924 and encodes 307 amino acids.